ACAAGACGAGAGAUGUUCCAGGUCAACCUGACACUUCGAAUCAACUUCACAGCGCAGGAAAGACCUUUGGGGGCAACCAUGGGUCAAAACUACGAACGUGCGUUUUAACCGAUUCUGGUGGGUCGCAGCGUCCUCAGAGGUUCCGUGCUGGUCUGCUGUGCGUUUCCACAGUUUGCAGGGGGGUACUGCUGGCCUAAUGGGGGAGGAAGACUAGGCAGCAAAAACACGCCCUUGAACGUGCUAAAAAGUUAGCACCGCUGGGGGGCGCAGUGGGACCCCACUUCGGCAACGGUUACAAAGUCCUGGAGACAUGUGCCUGGGUAAAUGGGUGAGCGCCCCCUUUGGAGUUUAGCAAGAACCCUCCGUCCCUUCCGUUCUCUCGUGAGAUUGCUUUGCACCCUAUUAUUUUCGCCCCAGUCUGUGCAAUGAGAGAAAACGUGGCUUCCCCGACUCUUGCGAGAAAUGCACCUGUCCCAAGUUGCCUUGCACCCUUGGAACGGGUGGAGAAGGAAGGAAGAGCCCUCUGAACCCAUCCCACGUGCUUUUGCAACCACCCGGUCCGGGCACUGGAGGGUUAAAGUCGGCGAAGUGAUCCACAGCCGAGCGUGCACUAAGGCUCCGUACGGGCACAUCUCUCACUUCCCCAAAAGCCAUUGCUGCGUGUCCUUCCGCCAUAGGGUUCCAACACAAAAUAAGUGCUCGCUCCCUUCUUUUUCCAAUACACCCCACCGUCUCGAGGCAAAGGCAAGGGGCUGAAACCGGACCACGACCAAGAUACUCUCUUCCUGUUUCAAAGGGAGAAGGGACGUCGGGAGGGAAGAAACGGGAGGGGGACAAGUCCUUAACUCCCGGAUCCCACCCUCCCCUUGCACGGAAAGAGGAGGAGGGAGGGGGAGGUUAAGCAAACCCGGAGCUGGCCCAGCAGGACCUACUUUCCUCCCUGAAAAUGGCUGCCUCGGUGAACACUUUCUCUUCAAUUCCUUGAAGCCCUUCGUUGAGGGGGGGGGGAAGCAGAGGGUGGUAAAGACUAGGCAGCGAUGCUUCUUUGAACUCCCUCCUCUACUGGAGCUGAGGAUUAGGGUGCGAGGGGAGAAAUUAAAGAGACAGAGAGAGAGCGAAACAGGAAAAGAAAGAGAGGAGGCCUGGAACAGAAGGUAGGGAGGAGGCUGAAGGAGAGGGGGGGGACCAAGAAGACCCCUCCCCAGCCGAAACAGGGAGUAAAAAGGGUUGGUUGGUGCAGCCACUCUUAGGAAGGAGGCUGUCGAUGUCUAUGUUUAGCUCUCUUCGGACAGAUUCAGCGGAGUUGAUGAUGAUGAUGAUGAUUAUAAUAAUAAGCUGAAGCACCGGGUCGGUUUCAAUUGUGUGUUGUCGGGAAAGAAAAUUUACACGGAAGGAGGAAAAGUAUGUACGUUCCAUCAGGAGAGAAACUCUGAACGUUCUAUUUCCCCUCCUCCGUUCGCUCUUCCCCACCCCCACCCACCCCCUGGGAAGCCUCAGCGUUCCAUCCGGAGGGGUGCCACUCUCCAAGAGCCUUCAACGUUCCAUCCGGCCUCAGAGUGAGUGUUUGAAUCGUUCUGUUUGGGGCGACUCCUGCUAGGGCAGGGGACGCGGGAGGUGUAGGAGGGGGAGAAUCCGGAGGCAGAAAUAGGAAGGGAACGCGCAAGGCAGCAGAAGGCCUCCGUCGGAUGCGGCUGCCUGAAGAUCAAAGGCAAAACCGGAGCUCCCUUUGUGUGUCGUUCUAGGGAUCUUGCUGCUUCGCUUUUUUCUUUGGGUUUAUUUUGGAACCUUAAACUACCGUGGUGGAAGGAAGGAAAGCUCUCCCGUCCCCUGCUGUCAGAAGGGGGCUGGGCGAUCGUUUUUUUUCCCUGGGUGGAAAGCGAUAUUGGAUAUCUCCAACUCGGAUAUUGGAGUUAGCAUCCUUUCCAAACCUAUUUUUUGCUUGUUCUCCCCCUUUCGGGGUGACCGUAAAUAAAAAUCCUAUAUAUUCCUUUUUUAAAAAGAAAAGAAAAGAAGGGAACAAAUGCAAACCCUUCCUUUUUCUCCCUUCUCGAUUUUUUGGAUAAUGAUUUCUGCUAUAUCUUGCCGAUGGAUUUUGCCGGGUGAGGAUUUCUGGAUCGUCUUGUAGAAGAGAGGUAGGUCUCUUGGAGACAGGAUGGAUGAUCAGAAACCACCUGGUGAGGACAAAGAUUCUGACACACCAGCAGGAGAUGGAAUUGUAUCCUCAGAGGAGCAGGGCAGCGUUGAAGCUGAUCCCCUGAAGCCACCUGAAGAAGGCCCUGUGAAAGAGGCAUUGGAAGAAGUGGAAGCUAAAGCAGAACCACCUCCAACUUGCAGCUCCCCACCCAAACGCUGUGCAUUCUGUAACUGCAGCAAGUGGAGCUUGCAUGGGCAACGAGAGCUGUUGCGUUUUGAUCCUGCACCCGGCUGGGCAGAAGAUCUUUCUGACCCACCGGCUAGGAGACAGCCUGGCACACUAGAGGCUGGAAGUGACGACCUGACCCUGAUUGGCUUUGCAGAUGGUGUGUCAGCGCGAGAGGUGUUUGAGGCAACAGGGCACUUCUGGGCUCAUCACUGGUGCGUGGUGUGGUCAGCCGGCGUCUUGCGUGCAGAAGGGUCAUGGUUGAGUCUUGUGAACAAAGCCGUCAUCUCAGGGAUUGCACAGAAAUGUGAACACUGUAAGAGGCGGGGUGCUACCAUUCCGUGCCAUGCGGAGGGGUGCCAGCGCCAUUAUCACUUUCCCUGUGCAGCAGCUAGUGGCUGCUUCCAGUCCAUGAAGAGCCUGAAGCUCCUGUGUCCUGAGCAUCUGGACCAGGCUGUACAGAUGGAGGACUCGCGCUGCAUGGUGUGUGAUGCCCCAGGGGAGCUGCGUGACUUACUCUUCUGCACUAGCUGUGGUCUGCACUACCAUGGCACCUGCUUGGAGAUCACAGUAACACCACGCAAACGCUCGGGCUGGCAAUGUCACGAAUGCAAAGUUUGCCAAACCUGUAGGCUGUCUGGGGAGGACAGCAGGAUGUUAGUGUGUGAAGCUUGUGAGAAAUGCUACCACACCUACUGCUUGAAACCAGCCAUCGAGAGUCUCCCCACUGACUCCUGGAAAUGCAAAAGCUGCCGUGUCUGUUCUGAUUGUGGCUUCCGCCCAUCUGCACUGGAUUCCAGCAGCCAGUGGUAUGAGAACUACUCUCUGUGUGAAGGAUGUCAAGAGCAGCGUUGCAAGAAUGCAAACAGCAAUGAGACCGUACAGCACAGCAAGGAGCACGUUCCCCCAGCAGGCAGCAGCAUCCACACAACAGAAAAGCCAGCAUCCCUCAGACCACUGGAGGAAGUUUGUGUGGUCAACAAGGGGCAACCAGAAAGCAGUGGCAGCUCAGCCAUUUCACACCAAGAGCAGGUGCCAUUGGGGUGUGAUGAGAAACUGCCAGAAGCAGACAAAGCGUUGGAGUUGUCCAGUGUUAAUCUGGAAGGUCCUGCAGGGCAGGAGCAAAUGGAAGUGGAGACACCAUUAGAGCCUGAAAAGGCCCCCUCCCCACCACCCCCUCCCCCGGUACCACCAGAUCCAGUGUCUCCUGCCCACCCUGAGGAGUCCUCACUCAGUGCCAAAAAGCAUCCCACCUUUGAGUUGCUGCCCAUAGAGUCACAGCCCACAGAGAGCCAUUCUGAGUUGGCACCUGCCACCCAAGAAGCGGAGUCCUCCUCUCCAGCGAGCCCUCAGCCUGGCUUGCUCAAAGCUAGUUCCCCUGAAGCUGCAGAGGAAAGAGAGGCCAAUGAGGAGCCCAUGGACACCGGGGUUGAGGGUCCGGCACCAGACAGCCAUGUCAGCAACAGAGUCCAGCCCAGGCAAGAGGAGGAGGAAGAGGAGCUGGAGGAAGAAGAGGAAGAGGAGGCGGCAGCACCCAAGAUGGAGCUCGAGGAGAGAUUCUCUCCGCAGCUGAGUGAGGCAGAGGCUGUGGAUGAAGGGCCUGCCACGGUGGAGCCGGAGCCCACCGAGACGCUCAGCUUUGCCUGUGAAUCCAAGCGCUCUCCUUCACCUGUAGAGGCAGAAUUGCUAGGCACCACAUCCACCCCACUGGAGGCGUAUGGGACUGCCAAUCCACCGGAAGGAGGGGCAAGUGGGGAGGAGGAAGCCGGACCAGCGCCAGCCCCCUUGAGGCCCCACCACUUAGUGAAGUCGGACAUCGUGAAUGAGAUCUCGAACUUGAGCCAAGGCGAUGCUAGCGCCAGCAGCUUCCCGGGCUCAGAGCUCCAGUUUGCCUCCCCGUACCAUGAAGGCGGGGGCUCGCUUUCCCUGGAGAUAGCUGGCCUGACCUCCACAGAUGUCAGCCUGCAAAGGGAAGAUGGCGCCUCCUUGCCGUCAGGCGAGAUGGACGAUUCCUUGCUUUUUGAUGUAAAAGGCGAGUGUGAGAAGGGGCGGCGGCGCAACUCCCCAGCCCGUUCCCGCGUCAAACAGGGUCGCAGCAGCAGUUUUCCUGGGAGGAGACGGCCUCGGGGAGGGUCUCACACUGGCCGAGGGCGGGGCCGAUCACGGUUGAAAUCCACCACUUCUUCCAUCGAGACACUGGCGCUUGCUGAUAUUGACAGUUCCCUGAGCAAGGAUGAUGAUGAUGAUGACGAUGACACGAUGCAAAACACAGUGGUGCUCUUCUCCAACACGGACAAGUUUGUGCUCAUGCAGGACAUGUGUGUUGUUUGUGGUAGCUUUGGCCGUGGAGCAGAGGGCCACCUCCUGGCAUGUUCCCAGUGCUCCCAGUGUUACCAUCCAUACUGUGUCAACAGCAAGAUUACCAAGGUGAUGCUGCUAAAGGGCUGGCGCUGUGUGGAAUGCAUUGUGUGCGAGGUAUGUGGCAAAGCAUCCGACCCCUCCCGCCUGCUGCUGUGCGAUGACUGUGACAUCAGCUACCACACGUAUUGCCUGGACCCGCCUCUCAACACGGUGCCCAAGGGUGGCUGGAAAUGUAAAUGGUGCGUGUGCUGUGUGCAGUGCGGUGCGGUUUCACCUGGCUUCCACUGUGAAUGGCAGAACAAUUACACCCACUGUGCUCCCUGCGCCAGUCUCGUCACCUGCCCCAUCUGCCACGUGAAAUAUGUUGAGGAUGACCUCUUAAUCCAGUGCCAGCACUGUGAGCGGUGGAUGCAUGCUGUAUGCGACAACCUUUUCACGGAGGAAGAAGUAGAGCAGGCAGCAGACGAGGGAUUUGACUGUACCUCCUGUCAGCCCUAUGUGGUCAAGCCUGUUGUUGCAGUCCCCCCUCCAGAAAUUAUCCCGGUGAAGAUCAAGGAGCCAGAGCCCCAGUAUUUCCGCUUUGAAGGUGUGUGGCUUACGGAGACUGGCAUGGCAGUGCUGCGUAACUUGUCCUUGUCACCACUACACAAGCGCCGACCACGCAAGACGCCAACAACCCCGACAACGCCACGGCCGGGUGUGGUCAAUGGUGAAGGUGGGCUGGACGUGGUUGACCCUUUGUGUCCAGAUGAAAAAAAGGAUGGUGAUGUGGAGGCAGAUGAGAUCCUGAAAGCUGAAGUUAGUGUUGAGCACAUGGAAUGUGAAGUCAAGUUGGAAGCUCCUGCUACCCCAGAGAGGGAAGCUGCAGCCGAUGGAGAUUUGGGAAAGGGUCUGCUGGAAGACUCUGAGGAGGUCAAGAAGCGGAAGCGGAAGCCAUAUCGCCCAGGUAUUGGAGGGUUCAUGGUGCGACAGCGGAAAUCACACACACGCUUGAAAAAGGGUUCAACAGCGUUGGCAGAAGUCUAUCGCGAGGUGACAGGCUCUGAGGGGCACGCAGAGGAGGGGGCUCAACCCAACCAGCCUGCUGAAAUCCCUGCAGAGGUCAUUGCUGAGCAGGGAGCGACUGAGGGUGAUGAGAAGAAGAAGCGCCGGGGCCGGAAGAAGAGCAAACUAGAGGAUAUGUUCCCUGCCUACCUUCAGGAAGCCUUUUUUGGAAAGGCGCUCCUUGACCUCAGCAGAAAGGCUCUGCUAGCUGCCGGUGGUGUGGGUGGGGAUGGAACUGCUCACCCUCCUGUCGGCCAGGGGGCUCCCAGGCCUAAGAUGGAUUCUAACACACUCCAGAAGGGGCCUGUAGACGGGAAGGAGCCUUCGGUUCAGCCCAAAGGGGAUGAAUGCGUUGAUGGCAGGGAAGCAGCAAUUCCAGAAAACAACGUGAAAAUUGCUGAUGCCAAGACUGAGAAUACCGGCACAGAGGAACAGAUGGUGCCCAAGACCUCUCCAGACCCUACAGGUGCCGAGAACCCAGCCACACCCCCGGGGGAGGGGGUGCUCAGCUCCGACCUUGACAAAAUCCCCACUGAAGAGCUGCCCAAAAUGGAGAGCAAGGAUGUCCAGCAGCUCUUUAAAGAUGUCCUGGGGUCCGCUGAGCGAGAGCAGCAGCAGCAGCAGCUCAAUUGCAUUGGAGUGGAAGCCGAGGCUGGAGGCAUUCGGGACCCCAACCGCACGCAGCUUGCCCAAAGGCCAUUUCUGCAAGGUGGUGGUGUCUCCCUUGGGACUCUGCAGUCUGCUGUGCCCAUGGAAACUUACUCAGGGGUUUGCCAGUCUCCAUUUCUUGAUAGCAGGGAUAGGAGCGGCUUCCUCAGCCCUGAGCAGUGUGAGCCAGAGAGCCCUUGGGCCAGCAGCUCUGCAGCUUCCACACCCACCACGCCCACCACAGAGGGGGAAAGCGAUGGGUUGUCAUAUAACCAGCGGAGUCUGCAGCGCUGGGAGAAAGAUGAAGAACUGGGAGAGCUGUCCACCAUCUCUCCUGUGCUCUAUGCCAACAUGAACUUUCCCAACCUUAAGCAGGAUUACCCAGAUUGGUCUAGCCGUUGCAAGCAGAUCAUGAAGCUCUGGAGAAAGGUGCCAGCCCCAGACAAAGCCCCAUACUUACAAAAGGCCAAAGAUAACCGGGCAGCCCACCGCAUCAACAAGGUGCAGAAGCAAGCUGAGAGCCAGAUCAACAAGCAGACCAAAGCUGAUGUGCUACGGAGGCCAGAGCGCCCAGCCCUGCACUUGCGUAUCCCACCGCAACAAGGGGCACUGCCUGCUGCCACCCAGCCGCCACCACCACCACCUCCUCCUCCUCCUCCUCCUCCUCCUCCUGCUGCUGCCUCGAUGUCAGGGCAGUCCAUCUAUGUCAACAAUGCUGCAGCUCUGCCAAGCGGGUCGGGUGUUGAGUCGCCCAGUGAGCUCUUCCUCAAGCUUCCCUCUUCUGCCACUGGUGCCCAACCCUCAGCGCAAGUGCCUUUGCACGAGCCGUACAGCAUGGCAUCUGCCUGCCCCCCACCAGAUCCAGGUUUCCCCUCUCCUUCCUCGGUGGGUCAGAGCCCUACAGUGCCUGCUGGCUGUGACUCUUCAUCAUCCUCUUCUUCCUCUUCCUCCUCUGGACAGUCCCCGCUCCUGCCCACCCCUCGGCCAGCCCCACAGCCUGGGGAGUUCCAGCCCACCCCCCCUGGCACUCCAAGGCAUCAGCCCUCCACGCCAGACCCCUUCCUCAAGCCCCGCUGCCCCAGCGGAUCCUUGGAAAACUUGUCCGUGCCUGGAAGUCCCCAGCGAGCUGCACUUCUGCUUUCACCCCCACCGUUUGGGGAGCCGAAGAAAGUGCUGGAUAUCAAGAAGGAAGAGGUUGGACCAGGGAUCUGCUCUCCUAGUUACGGCUCCAGCUAUAGUGACUCGCCCUCCAGUGCUCACCACCCGGCCGAAAUGAAGGCUCUGGAUGUUUUUAAAGCCCCUCUGACCCCUCGACAGUCUCAGGUGGAGCCACAGAGUCCAGGCUUGGGGCACCGGCCCCCUGACUCUCACCCUCUGGCUGCUUCUCCCCCCAGCCAGGCUGAGCUCUACCGUCAAUCACCGUACCCGGAUCCCUAUGCUCAGCCUCCACUGACACCUAGGCCUCAGCCUCCACCUCCAGAAAUCUGCUGUUCUCUUCCUCCUCGCUCACUGCCCUCUGACCCUUUCUCACGCAUCCCUGCUAGCCCACAGUCCCAGUCUAGCUCCCAGUCACCCCUUACUCCACGGCCACUCUCCAACGAAGCCUUCUGCCAGUCCCCCGUCACCCCUCGCUUUCAGUCCCCUGACCCCUACUCACGGCCUCCUUCGCGGCCACAGUCCCGGGACCCGUUUGCCCCCCUGCACAAGCCCCCUCGGCCCCAGAUGCCGGAUGCUGGCUUCAAGCCAAUGCCUGUCCCCCACAACACUCUUGCUGUGGGGAACUUUGCAGCAGUGCCUCCCUCCUCCGAACCUCACUCUAAGCCCAGCCAGCAGUCCCAGUUUGCUCGCUCCCCUGGUGCUAGUGUCUUCCCAAAUGGUCAGCCCCAGAUGCGCUUCACCUUCCCUCCCAAUGAGCCGGUCAAGGGUUCCCCUUCCCAUGGGGUCAACAACCACUUUGCUCCUGGCAAGCCCCAAAGCACAAGCUAUGUUUCCUCGCCGGGGUUCCACCAAGCUGGGAGCCCCCUUGGGCCAGGCAAGAGCACCUCGGACUCCUAUACUGCCUCUCCACUGCGGCCUCCUUCGGUUCUGCCCCAGCAGGCGCAGCUGCCGCCUCCUCAGCAAGAUGGCGCCUUGUCCUACCUGCCGCGGACGGGCAUGGUGCCACCGGGCGACAAGAGGGAAGAGGGAGCAGUAGGAGCUCCAAUGAGGGAAUUGCAGGAAUUGCCAGCCAGCCAGGAGGGAGCAAUUGGCAGCAGUGCCACCCAGACAGAGAUGGAGAAACAGCGGCAGCGGCAGAGACUUCGUGAGUUGCUUAUCCGUCAGCAGAUCCAGAGGAACAACUUAAGGCAAGAGAAGGAGAGUGCAGCUGCUGCAGCCACCAACACCCAGGCAUCGUGGAACCCCGAGAGCAGCGGGCAGGGCUUUGAGCAGAUGAAUCGGAGCAUGACUCCUUAUCCAACAGCCCAGGACAAAGGAAUCUUUGGCAGCCUGGGUAGCACCCAAGGGGGGACGAAACUGCCCAGUGGAGUGAUGGUGCAGGCACCCUAUGUGCAGGAUGAGCGACUUACCCGGCCCCCUCCAGCAGCCACCCCUUCUACCAUGGAUAUCAAUGGAAGGCCUUCAGUGGCCACCGCACAGCCAUUUUAUCCCCGCGGUGUCUUCCAAGCCCCGUCUCCACAACAGCAGAUGUGGCAGCAGCAGCAAGCACUGUCCAUGCGUCUCCCUGUCCCUUCCCGCUUUCCCCAGGUGCCCACCCAAGACUUAAGCCGGCAAGCCCUGGGAGGCCUUGCCCCACGCCUGCCAGGCCCUGGCGAGCAGCUUCAGGCUUCAGCUGGCACACUGGGAGCCCAGUUCAUUGAACUACGGCACAACAUCCAGAAGGGGGUGCUUGGGAGUGGUGCAGGACCCACCUUUGUCCAGCAAAGCCCACAGGCUCGGCCCAGAUUCUUCUUGCCUGGAAAUGACAGCACCAACCAGGCUCUCAAAGCUUCUGUUACGCCCAUGCAGGCUCCUGUCCUGGGAAGCCAAGGCAUACAAACCCAGAAGAUACCAGUCCCCAUUUCAUCAUCUCCCCAGCAGGGAUCGGAGAUGAGCAACAGCCAUCACCCCCAUGCCAAGGCCGUGCCCCAGUUGAUUCUGCCCCCUGGCAACUUGGAGAUGCAACAUAUCCCACCCCGACCGCUCUCCUCAUCUGUCCCGAAAGAUGUAUCCAUCACCCCAACUACCAUUGACGCUGCCCCAGCUGCUGGCAAGAAUCAGUUAAGUUUGGCUGGUAGGCAGUUACCCUGUGAGGUGCCGGUGGAGCCAGAUUUAGAUGACGACUUUGAUUCCCACAAAGAUCUGGAGGAUGACGAUGACUUGGCCAACUUGAGUCUUGAUCCGGAUGUCGCCAAGGGUGAUGAUGACCUUGGCAACUUGGAUAACCUGGAAACCAAUGACCCACACCUUGAUGACCUGCUGAAUGGUGAUGAAUUUGACUUGUUGGCUUACACGGACCCAGAACUGGACACCGGGGACAAGAAAGACAUCUUCAACGAGCACUUGCGAUUAGUGGAAUCUGCAAAUGAGAAGGCCGAACGUGAGGAUCUGCUAAAGAAAGAGCCCUCUGCCAGACCCUACCUCAAGGAUGCUCCUUCUGCUGGUGUUGGCAAGCCAGGUGAGCCAAAGGCGGCAUCACUGCCCAGAGAUGAUAUGCCCAAAGCGAAAGAAGGGCUUGGCCUCCUCCAUGUUCCCUGCUCAUCCUCUGCUGCAGGGGUGCCAUCCUCCACCAUCCUGUCAACUUUGAAGGCCCACAGUGACAUGCUGGAUAGCAAAAUGGUUAGCCUACCAGCUGAUAUCAAGCCCAAGAUAGAGGAAGGCUGCCUGAAGUCCUCACCUUGCCAGUUCAACACCAGCACCUCAGAGAAGCUUCCUGUCAAGUCUGAAGGAGCUGAGAAAAUGGCCACCACUUUAGUAGUAAACAUCAAGCCCAACCAGAACCUCAUGGGCCCUGGUGGGGGACGGCUCAGCAUGACCCAAUUCCACAGCAACAGCCAUACUUCCAUCUCGGAUAAGGUCCUCUAUGGCACUCCAAGUCGCCCACCACUUGCUCCUGUCCAGAUGGCCAAUGCCAACAACUCCAUCCUGGAAAAGUUUGACCUGGAUGGAGGGCCCUUGAGCCUGGCUAAUGCUCAACACCACUCUCCAGCUGAUGAUCUGGACAAGAUGGAAAGCUCCCUGGUAGCCAGUGAGCUGCCUCUCCUGAUUGAAGAUCUGCUGGAGCAUGAGAAGAAGGAGCUGCAGAAGAAGCAGCAGAUGUCUGCCCAAAUGCCAGGGGGCUCCCAGCAGCACCUCCAGGCCCACACCAUGUUGGCUCACUCUGCUGCCCCUACCCAGCCUCAUGAGGGGCAGCUGGUGAGCCCCCAGCAACAGCUUCAGUUGGGCAUAGUGGCCAGGCAACAGGGUAUGGUAGCCAACCAGCAACUGAUGCAGCAGCAGCAACAGCGUCUGGCUGGUCCCCAGCAAAGCCAAGUACUAGCCCCACAUAUGGGAGUAACUCAGAACCAGGCUCAUAUGAUUGCCACCCAGCAUGGCAUCCAGGCAGCACACAGCCAACAGAACCAGCAGCAGGUCUUAGCCCAAAAGCCCAUGCCUGGGAUCCAGCAGCAGCAACAGCAACAGAUGAUGGGACUUAAGCCACAGCAAGUUGUGAUGCAGCCACAGCAGCAGCCACAGCAGCAGCCACAGCAGCAGCCGCAGCCACAGCCGCAGCCACAGCCGCAGCAACAGCCGCAGCAGCUGGCUAACAGCUUCUUCCCAGAUACAGAUCUAGAUAAAUUUGCUACUGAGGACAUCAUGGAUCCCAUUGCCAAGGCCAAGAUGGUGGCUCUGAAAGGUAUCAAAAAGGUCAUGGCACAGGGCACCAUUGGGGUGGCUCCUGGCAUGAAUAGACAACAAGUCUCCUUGCUGGCUCAGAGGUUGUCCGGAGCUUCAUCAUCAUCUGAAAUGCAGAACCACAUCCUGCCUGGCUCUGGAGGACAGGAACGGAGCAGCGACCCAGCGCAGGCUCGACCAAACCCACCCACUUUUGCACAAGGAGUCAUCAAUGAAGCUGAUCAGCGUCAGUACGAAGAGUGGCUUUUCCACACUCAGCAGCUCCUCCAGAUGCAGCUGAAGGUGCUGGAGGAGCAAAUAGGUGUGCACCGCAAGUCCCGCAAGGCCCUGUGUGCCAAGCAGAGAACAGCUAAAAAGGCUGGCCGUGAGUUCCCCGAGGCUGAUGCUGAGAAGCUCAAGCUGGUGACUGAGCAGCAAAGCAAGAUCCAGAAACAGCUGGAGCAGGUUCGGAAACAACAGAAGGAGCAUACCAGCCUCAUGGCUGAAUAUCGCAACAAGCAACAGCAGCAUCAGCAACAAACCUCCACUGUCUUGGCCCUCAGCCCCUCGCAAAGCCCCCGCCUCAUGGCCAAGCUCCCUGGCCAGCUUCUUUCUGCACACGGCCUCCAGCAGGGGCCCCAAGGCCUAGCAGGCCAGGCAAGUGGCUUGCGUCUGCCUCAAGCUGCCACCAUGGCUGUACAACAGAGCUUGUCGUUUAUGGGGCAGCAGCCGCAGCAGCCGCAGCAGCCGCAGCAGCCAUCAGGGGGUUCCGUUUCUAACAACUUCUUCUCCAGCAACCGUCUUUUGCAGGAGAGGCAGAUGCAGCAGCAAAGGCUGCAACUGGCCCAGAAACUACAGCAACAAAACCUCAUAGGACAAGUGUCAAUGCAACAGCAGCAGCAAAGCCUCAUGGGACAAAUAACAAUGCAGCAGCAGCAAAGCCUCAUGGGACAAGUCUCGGUGCAGCAUCAACAGCAAAGCCUCAUGGGACAGGUCUUGGUGCAGCAGCAACAAAGCACUAUAGGCCAGACUGGCUUGAUGGGCCAGCCCCCUCCUCCCCCACCCACGCCCCAACCAAGCCAGAACCUGCUCCCCAAGCAGCAAGGGCUGCUGAACAACCAGCCAGGAGUCACGGCCCAGCAGCCCUCUCCACAACAGCAGCAGCAGCAGCAAGCCAUGCUAGGACACUCCAUGCUGCAACAUCAGGGCGUGAUGGGUCAUCAGGCUUCACAGAGACAAAUUCUGUUGGCUCCACAGCAGCACCGGGCUCCGCAGCAGCUGGCGCAGCAGGCACAAGGCAUGAUGGGUCAUCGGCUUCUUUUGUCACCGCCGCCGCAGCAGCCAGGGCUCCUUGGGCAGCAGAGGACUUUGCUAAGUCAGCAGCAGCAAAACCCCAUAGCGCAGCAGCAGCAAGCCCUCCUAGGCCAGGGGCCAGCUGCUCAGCCAGGGCCCUUGGGCCAGGGGCAGGCCUCCCAGCCAGGAUUGUUGGGGCAGGCUGCUCAGCCAGGGGCUCUGGCCCAGGGGCAGAGCACAGCCGGCGAACCUAUCCAGCACUUUGCGCAGCACGGGCCUCUGAACCAGCCACUGCACUUGACUCAGGGAAUGCAGCCAGCGCCAUCACAGCAGGGCCUGGCUGCCAAGGAACAGCAAGGAAGGCCAGAAGGCACUGCCAUGCUGCUUCCAGAGGGGACAGAUGGUGUACUGCAGCAGCAGCAGCAGCAGCAACUUCGACCCCAUUUGGUGGGCCAGGAGAUGGGAGGGCAGCUGCAGAUGAGCACUCAAGAGCAGCAGGGGUUGGCCAGCCAUGGAGCCCCUCUUCAGGAUCAGCCAUCUCAACUCAUGCUCCAGCAGCAUGGGGAGCAGCAGAAACAGCCAGCUGACCUGGGCCAGGCACAGCACCUGCUCUUGGGUUCCCAGCAGCAAAAUGUGCUGGGCUCUGUUCAGCUACGGAUGCAGCAGCAGCAGCCGCAAAACAGUCUCCUGCAGCAGCCAUUGCGGGCUCAGCUGCCUAUGGAUGGUAUCCUGCAACAAGAGGUGUCAUCACAGCAGCAGCAGCAGCAUCAAGAUCCAACUCAGGGCCCCCACUUGCUCAACCAGCAGAUGGAGCAGCAAAGCCAAGUGCAAAGGAUUAUGGGCCAGAACCUGGAGCAGCCUUCCAAAGGCUUACCAGGCCAACACCACUUGCAGCAGCAGCGCCUUCAGAGCCCAGCUGGGCCCUCCAAAACAUCAGGGCUGAUGGUGCAGCAGCAGCAGCAAGGCAUGACAGUCCAGCAGUCAUCACCACAAGGCCAAAGCAUCCUGUCCAGCCCUCUAAUGGGCCAUAUCUGUGCCCAGCUUCAAGGUGUCAUCUCCAAAAAACCCCAGUUGCGGAACCUCACUCCCCAACAGCAGCAGCAACUGCAGACCCUGCUGAUGCAAAGGCACCAACAGAAUCUGCUACAUCAGAACCAAGUGUUGCGGCAAGCCAGCCCCUACCCAGGGCAGGCCCAGGUACCACCUGACCAAGGUCAGCAAGCUAUUCAACAUCUCUCCCUGCCGGGCACUAUGGGACAGCAGGCACAGAGGCAGCCGCCCCUUGCAGUGUUCCAAGUUCGUCCAGAGCAGGGUUUUUCUGCCUCCAUGGAGCAGCAGAAGGUGCCAGUGAGCCAGCAGGCAACUCCCAGUCCCCAACAGCAGAGGAUAUUAAGACUCCCUACCCCUCAAGCUCUCUCUGUCCCCUUGAGCAUCACUGGCACGGCAUAUACGCAGCCGCAGCAGCAGCAGCAGCAGCAGCAGCCUAGCCCUUCAGAACCAAAGAGACCGUCCCCUUUGCUUCUGGCUAAAAGCCCCGAGCAGCAGCUGACUCCCACUCAAAAACACCAGCUUGCUACUCCCAGUCCCCUGCUGCCCCUUGACCUAACACCUGCCCCUCCAAGUGCGGGAGAAACAGCUUCUGGAACCUGUGGCCUCAGACAGUCUGAGUGCCCCACCAAAGAGACCGUGGAGCCUGGCACCGUCAAUGGGCAGGUGGUGGGAUCUGUUUCUCCCCCAGCAGGAAGAGUCCUGCCACCACCAGGAGACCCUUCCCUUGUUUGCAUCAAGCAGGAACCCAAGGAAGAAGUGUCACAGUGCGCAUUGAUGAGCAGCGCCCAGCCUGUCAAGCACGAGGCGGACGGGCAUCCUGUGUCAACAGCUGCCACAGUUCCCGCUGCCAUGAACAGCCUCACCCGCACCGAAGCUGGCCACCUCUUGCUGCAGAAACUGUUGCGGGCUAAGAACGUAACGCUUGCGACGCAGCGUUCGGGUGACGUCAAUGGGCACGUGGAUAGCAAGCUUGCUGGGGUGGAGGGCCGGUUGCAGGCGGUAGAUAUGCGAGAGGACAUGCUCGCUGCAAAGAAGCCCCCUCCACCAAAGCCCAAGCGAUCUCAGAAAGCUGGAGAACGAGUUGCCAACUCUCGUAAGAAGCUGCGCAAAGAGGAUGGAGUGAAGUCCAAUGAGGCCCUAAUGAAACAGCUCAAGCAGGAACUCUCAUUGUUGCCUCUGAUGGAACCUGUCAUCACAGCAAAUUUCAACCUUUUCCCCCCCUUUGGGAGCAGCCCAGUCAAUGGCAAGAGCCAGCUGAAGGGCUCUUUUGGUAAUGCUGCCCUGGACAGCAUUCCAGACUACUACUCGCAGCUGCUUACCAAGAACAACCUGAGCAACCCACCAACGCCACCUUCUUCACUGCCGCCCACACCGCCUCCCUCUGUGCAGCAAAAGCUGGUGAAUGGGGUUAUGACUUCUGAGGAACUGUCGGAGCAGCUGAAGAAGCCAGCACUGCCUCAUGAGCCUGAAGCGCAAAAGGAUACUCCCCCUGUGGAAGUGAAAAGCUUAGACCUCCUGGCAGCUCUGCCCACCCCACCACACAACCAGACUGAGGAUGUCAGGAUGGAAAGCGAUGAGGAAAGCGACUCCCCCGAUAGCAUUGUCCCUGCAUCAUCCCCUGAGAGCGUCCUGAGUGAAGAGGUGCCACGCUUCCCGCUGCUGUCAGGAGCCAAGUCUGAGGUGGAAGAGCGCCCGCUCUCCCCUGUCAUACCAAUAAUCCCAAAGGCCAGCAUCCCAGCUUUUCCAGAGGCCAAGCCUUAUGGGGCUUUGGAGCAAGUGGGGAAGGGAGCAGCAGGGACCUCCUGGGGCAAAACCAAGGGCAGCGAGGUGUCUGUCAUGCUCACUGUGUCCGCUGCUGCUGCCAAGAACCUGAAUGGUGUCAUGGUGGCAGUGGCAGAGUUGCUGAGUAUGAAGAUACCCAGUUCUUAUGAAGUGCUGUUUCCAGACAGCCCCAUGCGGAGUGCUACCAGUGAACCCAGAAAAGGUGAAGCUGACACACAGGGCAAAGAGAAGCCAAUGGCUCCAAAGGGCCCUGAAGGCGGCCCAGAGUGGCUCAAGCAGUUUGAUGCAAUGUUGCCAGGCUAUAGUCUCAAGAAUGAGCUGGACAUCUUGACGUUGCUCAAACAGGAGAGUCCAGUUCCAGAAAAGAUUGCCCAGCAUUGCUACAUCAACAAUGUUGCCAAUCUGGAUGUGCGGCAGCUCUUGACACUUCCUGAAGAGCCAUCUCCGCCUCUCUCCCCAUUUGCACCCUCCCCACCUAGCCCCCCCAGGGUUCCAGAACCAGCCCUUGAUCCUGAAGCACCACCCCUACCUGCUCCAUCUCCGCCACCGCCCUCUCCCAAGGAGGAAGCUCCUCAGUCCCCACCUAAAGCCAAGCCACGUUCCCGACCCCUGGAAGAUGGCGAAGAAAACAAGCCACGGCUGAAAAAGUGGAAAGGGGUGCGCUGGAAACGGCUGCGCUUCCUCAUCACCAUUCAGAAGGGUGGUGCCAAGCGUGAUGGGGACAGAGAGAUUGCGGAGUUCAUUGAUCGCCUGGCUACCACCCUUCGGCCUGACAAAGUGCCACGGGACUUGCGAAAAUGCUGCUUUUGCCAUGAGGAAGGUGAUGGGGCCACAGAUGGGCCAGCACGCCUCCUAAACCUUGACCUGGACUUAUGGGUGCAUCUCAAUUGUGCCCUUUGGUCCACUGAGGUUUAUGAGACCCAGGGUGGAGCCCUCAUCAAUGUGGAAGUGGCCUUGCACCGGGGCCUGCUUACCAAAUGUUCACUUUGCCAGAAGACGGGUGCCACCAACAGCUGCAACCGCAUCCGCUGCCCCAACGUCUACCACUUUGCCUGUGCCAUCCGGGCCAAGUGCAUGUUCUUUAAGGACAAGACGAUGCUGUGCCCGCUGCACAAGCUCAAGGGCCCCUGCGACCAGGAGCUCAGCACCUUCACUGUCUUCCGGCGGGUCUACAUCGAGCGGGAUGAGGUCAAGCAGAUUGCCAGCAUCAUCCAACGCGGGGAGCGCCUCCACAUGUUCAGAGUGGGAGGCUUGGUCUUCCAUGCCAUAGGGCAGCUGCUGCCCCACCAGAUGGCGGACUUCCAUAGUGUCACAGCACUCUACCCUGUGGGCUAUGAGGCCACCCGUAUCUAUUGGAGCCUGCGGACCAACAACCGGCGCUGCUGCUACCGAUGCACCAUCUGUGAGAACAACGGCCGGCCAGAAUUUGUGGUGCAAGUGAUGGAGCAGGGUUUGGAGGACUUGGUCUUCACAGACUCCUCGCCACAGGCGGUGUGGAACCGAAUCAUCGAACCAGUGGCCAUGAUGCGCAAGGAAGCGGACAUGCUGCGGCUUUUCCCCGAGUAUCUAAAGGGCGAAGAACUCUUUGGUUUGACAGUGCAUGCUGUGCUGCGUAUUGCUGAGUCUCUGCCUGGUGUAGAGAGCUGCCAGAACUACCUGUUCCGCUAUGGGCGCCACCCACUCAUGGAGCUUCCACUCAUGAUCAAUCCCACUGGCUGUGCUCGGUCGGAGCCCAAAAUCCUCACACACUACAAACGGCCCCACACUCUGAACAGCACCAGCAUGUCCAAGGCCUACCAGAGCACAUUUACAGGUGAAACCAACACACCAUACAGCAAGCAGUUUGUGCAUUCCAAGUCCUCACAGUACCGCCGUCUCAAGACAGAAUGGAAGAACAAUGUGUAUCUGGCACGCUCCCGCAUCCAAGGGCUCGGGCUCUAUGCUGCCAAGGAUCUAGAGAAGCACACAAUGGUCAUUGAAUAUAUUGGCACUAUCAUCCGCAACGAGGUGGCUAACCGGCGUGAAAAGAUCUAUGAGGAGCAGAACCGAGGAAUCUACAUGUUUCGUAUCAACAAUGAGCAUGUUAUCGAUGCCACAUUAACAGGUGGCCCUGCCAGGUACAUCAAUCACUCCUGUGCACCCAACUGUGUGGCUGAGGUUGUGACUUUUGACAAGGAGGACAAGAUAAUAAUCAUCUCGAGUCGCCGAAUACCCAAGGGAGAGGAGCUGACUUACGACUACCAGUUUGAUUUUGAAGAUGAUCAGCACAAAAUCCCGUGCCAUUGUGGAGCCUGGAACUGCAGGAAAUGGAUGAACUAGCCCAAAGAGGCUCUUCAUACAAGACGGGGGACACCCUGACUGCUCGGCACAAAUGGAACAGGAGGCUCUGCGGAGAGAGGCCUGUUCUACCAGCUCUCCUAACCCUCCUGCGGGGGCAGAGAAAUCACCCAGGGAAAAAGCAUGUUUGGAAUCCACCAUCCCAACAUGCUGGUGGGGCAGUUGGGAUCCAUAGCAAGAGAGGGGUGAUGUCAGCAUAUCUGCCACUGCACACCGAUCUUGGUUAUGGUAGUAUUAUCAAGCUGUCUGGCUUUGGCUGUCAGGUCCAGCUGCCUCCUCUUCCAGGCAAGGCAACCUGCUUUUCCCCAGCAGAAGGCAACAGCCACUGGCAACCCCAUCCAGGGUGGGGAACUGACAAACUGGCAACUCAGGGUUUUCUUUUAGUUUUUUCUCUUUCUUUUGAGGCUGAAAUGGGGAACCCUUCCGCCCCCGUGCACCUGUAAAUAAUGGACUUCAGAAAUAUACUGGGAGGAGACUGGGGCAUUCUUUCUAGCAGAGCUGGGCGAAGGGGACUGCGGCAUGGCAAUUGGAUCCCCGGGGAUGAAUUUGUAAAAAAGAAUUCUGUGUGUGUAUGUGUUUGUGUGCGCUUAAGGAAUUUUUGUGUGCGAGAGAGUUUUUUUAAAAAAAACCCUAUCUAUUGCUUGCUAAUCUACCAAGGUAACAAGAGGCUUCAAAGAGACUCAUUAGCUUGACAAUCCACUUUCCAGAGCCUGCUGCCCCCAGCUCUGGAUUUUGUAUACAUUUAGAUGUUGGAUUUGAAAAGGGGGGAGUGGGUGUAUGUACAUAUGUGCUUUUUGGAAAAAGUACUUUUUUCUAGUGGAAAGCAGGUACUGGCUUGCAGAAGCUGGAAAUUCCCUUCCUCUGCCCUGCCCAUCUUCCAUGCGCGAGGAGCAUCCGCACUUGAACCUACCUCAUUUGAAGUGUUAGACUUCGCUAUUUUUGUUUUCUAAUGUGAGCCCCUCGCUGUGCCACCCUUCUGCUUUUUGAGCCCUCUUCCCCGAAUAUGGAGAGCUACAGCUACCCUGGCAGAUAUGGGAAUAGUUUCCAGGUGAAAUGGAAAGCAUCUGUUUCUGGAAUUCUCAUUUUCCUCUCUCUUCUUCCCACCCCACCCCUAAACCAAAAACAAUAUUUAGUGUCCUAACACCCUUCCAGACUGAAUUGAUAGAGUGAGCACCAUGGGCUUCCCAUCCACCAACUGAGAGGGGGCCGAUCAUACUGCAAGGCGUGAUGUGGUGGAUCUGAAUGUGCCAAUAUGUUAGAGAACAGAGUGCUCCUGGUCAUCAGAUGCCAAUUAUAGCAUGUCUCUCCUGUGGAGCCUAACCCAUUUUUGCCUAUUUGUAGAAGAGAGAUGGGGAGCAUAUGUUUGAUGAAUCGGCCAAUGGCUGGCUCUGCUGUUUGGAGGGUGGGGGAGAUUUGGCACCUGGCUAAGCCCAUCUCCUUUAAGUCCCAAUUCCCACUCCACCAUUUCCCAUUGUCAACUUGCUGCUCUGAAGGCUUGUGUGUGUGUGUGUGUGUGUGUGCGUGCGUGAGAGAGAGAGAUGUUGGCACAUUGCAGAGUUUGGGAUUAUUUAUCUAUUUAUAUAUAUUGUGUAUAUAUUUGAACUAGCAUGGGGAGGAAUGCUCUGGCUGCAGGGUUUUCUGAACUGCCGGGUGGAUUUCUACCAAACCCCUCCUCUUCCCCACCACUGGGCAGGAAGGGAACUAGCGGGAAAACUUGUUUGUUGACAAAACUUUGGGUGGGAAGGGGAGUGUGUAAAGAGCCCAUUUUUAUGCUUUCUGUGUGUGUAUAUAGAUAACUAUUUUUCUUUUCCUUUUUUAAAAAACCCCACCACCACCCGAAUCAAUUUAUAACCAGUAUCUUAAGAGCUAUCUGUCCAGCACCAUCAUCCCCCAUGUAGGGAGAUUCUUUAUUAAUAGAAGGCAAAAUGUGGGCAUUAUACAGGGGAGACGCACGCAACCCAAAAACACACACAGUCUCCCUGCUAUUGAAUGAGACUUUGGAAGACUGCUGUACCCUUGAAUCUAAGUUGGUAUGGGGGAGGGGUGAGAGUGGCAGGGUCUUUACUGAUAAGGCUCUCUUCAUUUAACUUUGUAUACUUGGGGCCUUUUAACGCACAAUAGCACCAUUUCCCCUCUUCCCGCCCCCUUUAAAACACACACACCUGUUAACAUGCCGGUAAGAGUGGCAUCAAGUGAUCUACCAGGCCACAGCUCAUACUCUCACUUGAUCAACAGUCAAGGCAGAGAGAAUGUGGCAGUAAGACUUAAUUUUCAUAGUGGGGCAAGGUGGGGCCUAAAAUCAGGGUUAGUGCGCAAGAGUUAUCUUUUUGAACUUGUUGGCAAGAUGAGAACCAUGUUCUUGAGUGAAAAAGCUGCUUCUGCAAACCGUUCAAAGCUAUGACGGUUAAAAACGGGGGGAUGACAAAUUAUUAAAAGAGUAAUUAAACUGUAAAUAAGGCAUUUGUGUAGAGAAGGAGGGAGGUUUUAUCAGUAACAAAACCACUGGACAUUGUUUUAAAAUAAAGGUUUGAGUUAAAGCCAGUAUACAUUUUUUUUUCUCUUUGGAUUUGUUUGUGUGUCUUUUCCAUUAAUUUGGAAGGCUGUAAAGAUGUAAAAAAAAUAAAUUUUAAAAAUUGCUACAAAGGUUUAAAAGCUUGAGAGAGAUUUUAAAAAAUGAUAAAGUGACUGAAUAUAAUAGAUUGUCAAGAUUUUUUUGGAUGACGGUUAGAGUUUAAGAUAAUCCUGUAGAUUUUAGCUGAUGAAGAAAGACUAUACAGUUUUUAAUUUUUAUAUAAACUAUAACCCGGUCUUGAAGCUAAAACUUUUUUAAAGUUCUCUGCCUGUAUAAUCGCAUUUGACGCCUUGUCCCAUACUUCUGUUUACAGUUGCACAUAUUAUAUAUAUUAAGUUUUAACCCUUUUAUGAACCCAAAAUAAUCACUUUUUUAAAAAAUAAAGUGUGGACUUUGUGAGGAAUUA
Rhineura floridana is the source of this 20703-nucleotide messenger RNA. RefSeq names its product lysine methyltransferase 2D (gene KMT2D). Gene Ontology annotation, biological process: positive regulation of transcription by RNA polymerase II. Gene Ontology annotation, molecular function: histone binding; histone H3K4 methyltransferase activity; transcription coactivator activity. The record is from RefSeq and is a predicted model, not a curated record. Lineage: Eukaryota; Metazoa; Chordata; Lepidosauria; Squamata; Rhineuridae. The transcript has 55 exons. Gene Ontology annotation, cellular component: MLL3/4 complex; nucleus. The coding region runs from base 2153 to 17707 and encodes 5184 amino acids.